CCGUGGAAACUUUUUUUAAACAGUGGACUGAACUACGCAGUCAGUAGUUCUUUAUCCGUCGCGAUGGCACUCAGGCUGUGCUGGUUGCUACUUCUCGUCGUUUGCUGCGGUGUCACCAACGCUUCAGAUGACGAGGUCCAGGUGUGCAGAGGACACUGUCGCUCAGUCGCCACGGCGCUGAUAUCGGAUCUCUCCGACAACUCAACAGAUACGGAGGAGUCAGCAGAAAGCAGACAUGGAAAUAGCAAAGCGGUUGUCCCACAUACUCCUAGCAACAGAGACCUCCUGCUGGGUUUGGAUGUCCACACUUUCUGCACAGUCCUUUGCAAGCGAAUGGAUGAAGACGAGGUAACGCUGGUGCCUUGCGUUCCUGAGGAGGGGUACAACGACGAUUCAGACAACGACGACGACGACUCCGAGUCAGAAAGCGACCAGGAGGACCGCCUGCGGAGGCGACAGCUGGUAAGGAGGCGGAAGAAGGUGGCGGGAAGGCGUGGCCCACACUCCAAGGCGGCCAGGGCUGCUCGCCGUCGUCAUACGGGCUGACGACACCGAUAAACUGAGCUCACGCACAUUCUCCUUGUAGCUAAACGCACACUUCGUGUCAUAAGGAGUUUAAAAAUAUGCAUUAACCUGCAAUAAAAAUUUAGACUGUUGAGUGCAAUGAA
Molecule: messenger RNA, 668 nt
Organism: Schistocerca gregaria
Lineage: Eukaryota; Metazoa; Arthropoda; Insecta; Orthoptera; Acrididae
Exons: 5
Coding region: 64-546 (160 amino acids)
Source: RefSeq, a predicted model, not a curated record